GCAUCCAUGGGCCACCUGAUUUAGCGCUACCGCUUUCCCUUCUCUACUGUCCCAAGUCUCACGACUGCGUUUGCAACCUUCGGAGAUGUGGCGAAUGGCUCUCUCCGCCAAAACCAGCAUACGGCUAUUACGACUGCCUUAGUUAGAUACCUAUCAUACACAUUACAUAUGUAGCUCUGUAUGGCUUUCCAACUCAUGAACUCGCAGACGAAUGUUUUCCAGGCUAUUGUUGGCCUGAGAAUCCCAAUUAUGAUAAAGUAGGGGUAGAAACUGGGUCGUGGUAUUGCUUGCCAUCUGAAAAAGGCUUCCUCAUAGAAUUUGGACUUCGACGCCCUCUCCUCCAGUCUUGAUCACCGCGCCAGGCUCGGUGCUCACUUAUGAAGGCCGAGUCUCAGUGUUGGCAUCAGAGGCCGAGGAGCUUUUAAGGCAGGUACAGGUGGACCGAUCAGCCCUUUCCUCCUCGACUUCCUUAUCCUCUAUCUAUCCUCUACCCUAUCCUCUACCUCCUAUUCCUCAUCUCCCCGACUGUCAGCAUCUCUCUGACCGUCCGGUUUGUGUGAGUUUGCCUUGCCCUGCAAGAUGGCGUCCUACCUGGUGCCCUUCAACAGUCUGAUUUGCAUGCUGCUUGGCAUCUCCUUCACCGUAUGGGUCACUCUCCUCCUCGUCUUCAUCAUCGUGCCGGCCAUCUUUGGAGUGUCCUUUGGCAUACGACGCCUCUACAUGAAGGCCCUGGUCAAGCUGUUUGAAUGGGCUACUCUGCGUAUGGAGAGGAGAGCGCGAGAGAAGAACCAGGAACUCUACAAACCCUACAGCAAUGGCAUCAUAGCGAAGGAGCCGGUCACUCUGGAGCAGGAGAUUCAGGAACUGCGGAGCAGCAGUGGCGUCAGCAUCAGCAGUGGCGGCGGCUCCGGCGGUCCGGCGGCGUCCUCGGCCGAGUUUGAGCUGGCCGACAUCUUCUCGUUCUCCCGGCGCGGCGUGGAGAGCAUCGUGGACGACGAGGUGACCAAGCGCUUCACGGCGGAGGAGCUGGAGAGCUGGAACCUGCUGACCCGCAGCAACUACAACUUCCAGCACAUCAGCACGCGCCUGACCGUGCUCUGGGGGCUCGGCGUCGUCAUACGAUACGGAUUCCUGCUCCCGCUCAGGGUGACUCUGGCCUUCACUGGAGUGGGUCUGCUCGUGGUUCUCACCAGUGUCGUGGGGCUCCUUCCCAACAGCCGCAUGAAGAGCUAUCUCAGUGAGAAGGUUCACCUGAUGUGUUAUCGGAUCUGUGUGAGGGCUCUAACUGCCAUCAUCACUUACCAUGACAGUGAGAACAAGCCGAGGAAUGGAGGCAUCUGUGUGGCCAACCACACUUCUCCCAUCGAUGUCAUCAUUUUGGCAAAUGUGAGUGUUCUCUAACCUUUUCUGCAGGUUGGCCAGGUGCACGGUGGCCUGAUCGGGAUCAUCCAGAGAGCCAUGGUCAAGGCUUGUCCUCAUGUUUGGUUUGAGCGCUCCGAAGUUAAAGACCGCCACCUGGUGGCCAAAAGGCUGAGUGACCACGUAGCAGACAAGACCAAGCUGCCCAUCCUCAUCUUCCCAGAGGGCACCUGCAUCAACAACACCUCCGUCAUGAUGUUCAAGAAGGGCAGCUUUGAGAUCAACUGUGUCGUCUACCCAGUGGCCAUCAAGUAUGACCCUCGUUUCGGGGAUGCCUUCUGGAACAGCAGUAAAUUUGGGAUGGUAAACUACCUCCUGCACAUGAUGAGCAGCUGGGCUAUAGUCUGCAGCGUGUGGUACCUGCCCCCCAUGAGGAGAGAGGAAGGGGAGGAUGCAGCUCAGUUUGCCAACCGGGUCAAAGCGGCCAUUGCCAGGAAGGGUGGACUGGUGGACCUGCUCUGGGAUGGCGGUCUGAAGAGGCAGAAGGUGAAGGAAGCUUACCGGGAAGAGCAGCAGAAGCUCUACAGCAAAGUGCUGGUCGGCGUCCAGGAAGAACGCGGCUGUGCCUGCCACCAGGGUGGCGCUAUGGAGGAGCAGCAGUGUCAAUGUGAUCACAGCGAACCUGAAGAGGAUCAUCAAUGCCUAUAUGAGCAUGACAGCUCAGCAGAGCACCAUGGACAUUCAACUGGCACCAUGGAAGAAAAUGGGCACUAUUGUGACCACGUUGGCAUUGUUGAGGCUGAUGGACAAGAUGGUGACCAGGGUGCCGCUGUUGAGGUGGAUGGACACCAUGGUGACCAGACUGACACUGUUGAGGUGGAUGGACACCAUGGUGACCAGACUGGCACUGUUGAGGUGGAUGGACACCAUGGUGACCAGACUGGCACUGUUGAGGUGGAUGGACACCAUGGUGACCAGACUGGCAAUGUUGAGGUAGAUGAACACCAUGGUAACCAGACUGGCACUGUUGAGGUGGAUGGGCACCAUGGUGACCAGACUGGCACUGUUGAAAUGGAUAGGCAUUCUUAUGACCACUCUGGCACUAUGCAGAACCAUAGGCACCUCUGUGAUCAGACUGGCAGUGUUGACGAUGAUGAUGGUAGUGGCCAGUCCUGCGAUCUGACUGGCAGCGCGCAGGACGGUGGGCACUUGCGUAAACGGACUGGCAUCCUGAAGGAUCCUGGGUGCUCCUGAGACAGCCAGCGGGCACUGAGGCUGCCACUGUGCCAAUGACUUUAAUGCCACCGGACUGGGGCCUGCACCCCCAGGAGUACAGGGGGACCCACAGUGAGCCUGGCCUAGAACGAAGCCCCUAGACUGGGCACCGCUGUGGGAUGUGCCCUCACCAAGAGACUGGAGCCUGCUGGAGCUCUGUCUCUCUGCUGUCUUAAGUUCCCACGGGUCUCCUGAUUGCAUUAGAAGGAGUUUUUUUGAUUGUUUGUUUAGGGUUUAUUAUUAUUAUAAUUAUUAUUAUUAUUAUUAUUUUUUGCACACUUUGCACGACAAGCACAGGCAUUAGUUGAUUUUAUUGAAGUUGUUCUGUAACAUUUCAACUAAAGAAUUCAUUUUAUUUUCUGAUGUUUGAUUUUAUUUGGCUACUUUUGUUUACAGUUGUUGAGGUUUUCAGUUCUGCAUGUUCAGGAGCAGAAGGGUGAGAUUGGGAAAAAGGGGUGUGCUCAGUACACAGAGAGGGAAAGAAAGAAAGGGAGAUAUGAAAGAAUGAAUGAAGGAGGGCAGAAAGAGAUGACAAAGAUUACUUGGCCAGUCGAGCUCAGAGUUGACCUUUGAUACACAGUAUCUGCUGUAAUGUGCAGGGUUUGUUUUUGUUUUGUUUUUAAAUAAAAAACACCUUGUGUGCUCUUUUUAA
Molecule: messenger RNA, 3286 nt
Organism: Alosa alosa (allis shad)
Lineage: Eukaryota; Metazoa; Chordata; Actinopteri; Clupeiformes; Clupeidae
Gene: gpat4
Product: glycerol-3-phosphate acyltransferase 4
Exons: 14
Biological process (GO): triglyceride biosynthetic process
Cellular component (GO): endoplasmic reticulum
Molecular function (GO): glycerol-3-phosphate O-acyltransferase activity
Source: RefSeq, a predicted model, not a curated record